Messenger RNA from Cuculus canorus (common cuckoo), 7762 nucleotides. RefSeq names its product serine palmitoyltransferase long chain base subunit 2 (gene SPTLC2). Gene Ontology annotation, biological process: ceramide biosynthetic process; sphingosine biosynthetic process. Lineage: Eukaryota; Metazoa; Chordata; Aves; Cuculiformes; Cuculidae. Gene Ontology annotation, molecular function: pyridoxal phosphate binding; serine C-palmitoyltransferase activity. Bases 71 to 1741 code for a protein of 556 amino acids. The record is from RefSeq and is a predicted model, not a curated record. The transcript has 12 exons. Gene Ontology annotation, cellular component: serine palmitoyltransferase complex.
CGCCGGCGAUUGGCGGGCGCGGCGGUUGGCGCUUCCGGUGCGGCUGGCGGAGCGAGCGCGGCCGGGCGGGAUGGAGCGGGCCGCGGCGGCGCCCGGUGCCCACCCCCGCGCUAGCGGCUGCGGCGCCGCCCGCGGCGCCCUACGCAAUGGGCUCGUGCGCGGCCUCCCCGCGGCUCACGCUCAGAUAAAUCAUAUUGUGCACAAUGGAGGAUUAUACAAAAGGCCUUUCAAUGAAGCUUUUGAGGAAACGCCAAUGCUCGUUGCUGUGCUGACCUAUGUAGGCUAUGGUGUUCUCACUCUUUUUGGAUAUUUGCGAGAUUUCAUGCGGCAGUGGAAGAUUGAGAAGUGUCAAAAUGCAACAGAAAGAGAAGAACAAAAGGACUUUGUCCCAUUGUACCAGGACUUCGAAAAUUUCUAUAACAGAAACCUCUACAUGCGCAUUCGGGACAGCUGGAACCGUCCGAUCUGCAGUGUGCCAGGGGCCAAAGUGGACAUGAUGGAGAGAGUUUCCCAUGACUAUAACUGGACAUUCACGUACACGGGGAGAGUGAUAAAGGGCAUUAUUAAUAUGGGUUCCUAUAACUACCUCGGAUUUGCACAGAAGGAGGGGACUUGCCAAGAAGCAGCAGCUGAAGUUCUGUCCCAGUACGGAGCUGGGGUGUGCAGCACUAGGCAGGAGAUGGGAAACUUGGACAAACAUGAGGAGCUGGAAGAGCUAGUUGCCAGAUUCCUAGGUGUGGAAUCUGCAAUGACAUAUGGAAUGGGGUUUGCAACCAACUCUAUGAACAUUCCUGCUUUAGUUGGCAAGGGCUGUCUGAUCUUGAGUGAUGAACUGAAUCAUGCGUCACUAGUGCUCGGAGCAAGACUGUCAGGAGCAACUAUUCGAAUCUUUAAGCACAACAAUAUGCAAAGCCUGGAGAAGCUGCUCAAAGAUGCUAUUGUGCAUGGGCAACCUCGUACACGGAGGCCCUGGAAAAAAAUUCUUAUCUUGGUGGAAGGAAUAUACAGUAUGGAGGGAUCCAUAGUUCGUUUACCUGAAGUGAUUGCCCUUAAGAAGAAGUACAAAUCCUAUCUGUACCUUGAUGAGGCUCAUAGUAUAGGUGCCCUGGGUCCCAGUGGCCGGGGUGUAGUGGACUAUUUUGGACUCGAUCCUGAAGAUGUGGAUGUUAUGAUGGGAACAUUCACCAAAAGCUUUGGAGCUGCUGGAGGAUACAUUGGGGGCAAGAAGGAACUGAUUGAUUACCUCAGGACAUACUCGCACAGCGCUGUGUAUGCGACAUCAAUGUCACCUCCUGUUGUGGAGCAAAUCAUCACCUCCAUGAAGUGCAUUAUGGGUGAAGAUGGUACAACUGUUGGGAAAGCACGUGUGCAGCAGCUAGCAGAAAACACGAGGUAUUUCAGGAGACGACUGAAAGAGAUGGGUUUUAUCAUCUAUGGAAAUGAAGAUUCUCCUGUUGUGCCUCUGAUGCUGUACAUGCCAGCAAAAAUUGGUGCAUUUGGGCGUGAGAUGCUGAAACGGAACAUUGGUGUUGUGGUUGUGGGUUUCCCUGCCACCCCCAUCAUCGAGUCCAGAGCCAGAUUCUGUUUGUCUGCAGCUCAUACCAAAGAGAUGCUUGAUACAGCUUUAAAAGAAAUCAAUGAAGUUGGGGACCUUUUGCAACUGAAAUAUUCCCGUCACCGUUUGGUACCUCUCUUGGACCGGCCGUUUGACGAGACAACAUACGAAGAAACAGAAGACUGAACUCCCUCCAUGUCCUUUGGCGGGAGGGACACACCGCGUGGGACACUCCGUGGCAUUCAGCGUCCUUGAACAACACACUUAUGACUGCUUAGCAUAAGACAUUUCCUCACAGUACUGAAGUGGGCACAUCAACUCUACAUGGCAUUUUGUAAAUAGGGAGAGGACAAAAAAAAAGCUUUGAUUCCUGUGUCUUCAGGGUCUGGCCCUAAAGGUGCUUGGCUUUAUUUUUUUCUUGUUGCUUUUUUAUUUAUUUGUCUCAGUGAGUUCACAGCAACCCAAAUUGGCUGUGGCUGAUCAGCUCAAACUUUGUAUGCACCAUUAGCCUCGCAAAUGCUGGCUGAGAUGUCGUGAGCAUGUGUGACGCUGGCAUAGCAGUAUUUCCAGUGUCACUGCUAGGUGUCUGACCUUCCCAGUAAGGAAUGAGCUGACCUGUGUGUUAUUGGAGACUUCCUAGAGAAACUGUUGAUUGCUAACUUUGACAUAUUUAACAAGAUGGAUAAUCAACCAAAGGGUUUUUUGGUUUUUUGGGUGUUUUUUUUUUUUUUGCAGUUACUUGUGUUUAAAACUUGAAUUUAGCCUUUUUAAAAUAAAUGUGUUGUUGACAUGUCACUGACAGGACCAUUGUUCCCAAACAUUAUUUAGUUUUGUAAACCACAGGCAGAAGGACUUCUGGGACUCUAGCCUCUUUUGCUUCCCAGUAUGAAUACCAGAUUGUCUCCUGGUUUUGACACUAAUUGUCCUCUUGAUGUAGGGUAAGUGAUGGAGAGGGGUUUUGUUAAUUUUUUUUUUUUUAAAUGGUCUGUGUUUUGUCUUUCUUCUGUCAUACUUCUGUUUAGUGUUCCGAUUAGUGUUUGUUGCUUUGUCAUCUGCAGGUUAAUUUCUCUUGCUUUAGAAAUAUCAUAAACCCAUGAACAAGUAACUGCUAAGUUCUAGAAGGGUGUUCUUGGUAUUAAGUAAAGCAUAGCAAGCCUUCUGUUUCUUAAGACCAGAAUCCCUCAAUAAGCAGGACUGUAAAAUGGAUGACUAUUAGGAGAACCACUUAUUUCAUGCAGAUCUGUAAAAGACUGAUUGCUACCCUUUGCCGUGUUAAUUCAUCGUUUCUUGUCAUACGAGUUGUUCUUCACUGGCCUUGUUGUGCAAGGCUUUUAUGUGAAGAGUGUAGACGUCUUGGAUCUUGUAUCAUACAUUUCAGCUAGCCAACAGUCUCAGUUGGCAGCUCCGUGUCUGUGUAGCCUUCCAUGAACAGAGAACGUCCUCACAAUUGCACUUAGUUUGACAUCUUUAUUAUUUUGCAUUUCUGUUACUGUGAGAUCAAAUUAAUGUUCACUGAGCCAGUUGCUGUCUGGAAUCUUGAUUUGCAAGUUCCACACUAUCUUAUCAAAGUUUAAAGUAGACACUUUUGCUUCAGCACACCUUGGAGGUUUUCUGCUACUUAGUCAUUGCAUCUUGAACUUUUUCGGUGAACAGAAUAGAUCAUUGAAGAGGUACCAAAAAUUUUAUAGCAGGAGUCAGUUGCAGUAUAGUUUGUUUCUGUAUUUUAUACGUUGGACAUGUAGGGUUUCUGCAAAGAUAGUAGACCUUUAACAUCAUGUCAUUUAGGUUGGGCCAGCUCUUCAGCUUGGGUUAACAUGAUGCUAUUUGCAGGUGACUGGAGCUUUUUGAAGCAGAUUUUUCAUUGUAAUGCUAAAGCAGAGUGCAGCCCAAAGCCAUUUGCCUGAUGCUGCAAAACGAUGAUUUUUUUUAAAGUUCUUUUAUGUUCACUUUGCAGUAAACAGGAAAGGAACGCUUUGGCCAUUAGAACCAAGCACUUCUGCAAAUACAUCUGGUGAAUUAAAGCAGAAUUGGCUUCUAUUUUAUUUUGUAUCUCUCUUCAUGUGUUUACAAAUUUUUAUUCAGUUUUAACGUAAUGGAACUUCAAAACAUUGAUAUGGUUUUUUUACCAUUGCAUAUCAGAAAUUUAAUUGGAUGAAAAGAACUAAAACUGACUGUUUCAAAAUAAGUCCAGGUAAUUGUUUGUCUUAGUCCACUAGUGUUCAUCUGCUCACCUUCUAGAGCUCAGUGAGUGCAUGGUCCAAGAAGUCUGUAACCUGUAUGUGCAGCCUUGAUAGCUAUGGAGUAGUCUCACUUGUUCAGCCAUGGAGUGAGUAAAUUGAAAUUACAUGAGCUUACUUUCUUGCCUGUGUUCUACCCAUGACUAGCUUUAACAUUCCAGCAGAUGACUUGCUUUCUGACUUCAAGAAGCUUUACCUCAAAGAAUUAUUGCUUUUUUUUUUUUUUCCUUCUGGGAUUGCAGUAGGAAACAUGAUUCCAGUCCUGGUCCUCUUAAUUUGAUCAUGGUGGACAGCCCUGGUCCUGUUGACUUUAAGCUCAGACAAAACUGACCAGCAUGAAGGCAUAAGCAUGGGUCAGUAGGGAGCAGUUUUGAGCAUUCCUAAAUGUACAGCGUGCUUUUGUCUGCUGCAUAGUCAAGUCAGUUUGAAAAUGUGAUGUGUUGUAAGGAGUGGAUUACUGUAGAUUCUACAAGUCUCAAGUCUUAAUCUUGUCUCUGGGAUUCAGUUUUAGGGCAGCCUGUCUUUAGAAGGGAGAAAAACAUCUGGCUAAGUCUCAGCAAUUUAGAUAACUCCUGUAUAACACUUCUGAAAUUGUCAGUGUUUUAAAUUGCUGGUCCCCACUGGGAUUCCAUUUGUACCUGAGGAAAGUGUUUCAUGCUGAACUUCGGCCAUUUAGUAUCUUUCUGCUGUCACGCUGUCUGGAUAUGACUUUGAAUUCUGGGUUGCAAAGACAUUUCAGAAAUCAUUCAGGUAGUUAGUAGCAUUUGCAGACUGCUUGGUUACAUUUCAGCCUUUCCGUAUUCUUUUGGGGAAGCAACUCCCCUCCUCCUUCCCCCGGAUGUUUUUAUUCCGGGCAACCUCUUUUGCCAAAGUCUGAUACCUGUUGAAGCUGCUUCUGAAAAAGUAAGAAGUUACAAGUCCAAGACAUUACACUUCUAAGUCAGUAAUUCACCGAGCGUGAAAGCCAGGAAAAUCUUUUCACAUCUACUAAAAAAAUCCACUGCCACAACCGAAGGAGCAGACCGCUGCUGGUUUGUACGAGACAAACCUACAGCGUGUAUGCUGUCACGGUAUGUAGGAUGGAUUGCUGCUAUAUUUAUGUACUGACCAGAAAUCUGUCUCCUUUUUGUCCUGGCAGUAGAAGUGCAUGAAAGAACCAAUCUUGAGAGAUCACAAAGGAAGAAAAACUGCUUAAGAAAUAGACUUCAGUCCCUGCCAACUUUUCUGAGACAUUCUAAUUGAAAAUGACUCCUGGUAUUUCUUAAGAGGUGCAAAAUUCAAAAGAAAAUGAAGGCUACUUUUGAACAAAGGAUUUUGCCCUGUAAUGUACAUUGGCUAAACUUACUCUUAAUUUUACAAUAGUUAGCUUCCCAGUACCUCUCUGAAGAACUUAGCAAGAAAGAUUUUUGCCUCUGCUGAGCAGAAUAAAGAGUUUAAAACCAUUAUUGUUUUCAAGGCUGAUGGCCAUAUUCUUGUAUUCUUAAACUGAGAAGCUCCUAUUACCGAGCAUCAGCAAAGAGAGAGAUCUGCUCCUUGUUAGUAAAUGCCCUUCCCAAGCAGACCUUUGUCUUAAGGAGCCUGAUUCAGAACUUUCAUUUAGCUCUUUGGCAGAGAAGAAACCACGUAUUUUUUGUGUCAAAAUAUUCAGGGCUUUUUGGUUUUUUUCACCAGACACAAAGUUUUGUAUAGUAUCUUUGUAUAUGGUAUAUUUUACUUUGUUUAGUUUCUCUAUUUUUUCCCUUGUAAGAAGUAUCCUUAAAGAGCUGUUCUUUGGUUACUGGUGUAGCACACUUCUGCUUUAGGCAAAGACUCAAGAGUGAAUUGACUGAACAUCUUAUCAUGAUGAAGUCAUUCAGUUAAGGAACUGCAUCAUUGAUCCUCCUCUUGCUGUUUCCUCUAAGACUGUAGAAGUGAUACCCACUGUCAGACCUGCACCUUCACACAGAGCAGGAAAGAGGAGUGUGGCCUUGAAAUCAGUGACCCAGCCCUGUGCUGUGGAUGAAGUACCGACUCAGCAGAGAUGGAGAAAAGGGGCAAUCAUCACAUUCUCAGCUGUAAAGGGAUCUUCCAUGUCUGCUUGAACAAGCAUCCCUAAGACGGGAAUGCAACUUUCAGUGCUUAAAGGGACACUCCUCUAAAACUUUUCCACACCAACUAAACCAAUACUUCCUCUCCUUCUGUGCAAAUUUUAAUUUCUUUACCUCUGAAAAGCAUUUGACUUACAGCUGUCUGCUCAUCCAGAAGCCAUGUUAUCCAUUCAGACAGAUCAUAAGAAAGGUUGGAGGAAAGCUGUGAGCAUGAGCUUUCCAUUUCAUUUAGGAGAACACCUUGCAGCAUUGGAUCUAGAGUGCCAUGCAUAAGCUCCCUUGCCACAUUGCAGAGGAGGAAACCAGGGGAGAUUUAUCCCAAUAUACAAUGCCCAAUCAAAAUUUUUACAGUUUAUAUGUACAGUUUAUACAUAUCUAUUUUUUACAGUUUAUACUCAGCCUGUGAAAGUGUCAAGCAUGCUGGGAUGUGUGUGGGUGGCACCUUCUGCAUAGAGAUCUGAGGUACGCAUGGUCUGUUCUGUUUUAACACUAGUGAAGCACUGAGCUGUCUGGGAGAGCCUAGUAUGACCCCUCAGCAGGUGCAUUGCUGGCUUUGGUGCUGGACCUGAAAACCAAGUGGUAUUAGACCACUGUUUGGGAGAGGCACCAGUCAUUUGACGUGUGUAAUUUGAGUAUGGUUUUAAAAGAGAAACAAAAAAAAACCAAACAAACAAACAAAACCAACUCUGAUGCCAUUGUGAUUCUAUGAUUCCUGUAAACAUUGCCAGCUUUGCAGUUGUUCAUCUUUUUAGGGAUGUGGAUGUGAAGCUAGAGCACAACCAUAAAGUGUUUGUGUGAAGUAUUGUGCUUUAUCUUCCACUACAGAGAAGCGUUUGGUGCAGCCAUUGGGCAGUUGUGUUUAUACCCCCUGAAGGGGCUGGGUGAAGGAGAUGGCAGCUGUGGUGUGUUGAAGGCCUUAAGCUGUGACUCUUGGUAUGAAGAAUUGAAAUUAAAACUGAUCUUGAAGAAUGCAGUGGAGUUUAACCCAUGAAAGAAUACUCUGUGCCCAUAGUUAAGCAAUAUGUACUGCUGUUUACUUGGGAGAGAGAGUUUCAACUCAAUUUGUGUUUGACCCUGGUAAGCAGCAGCUGUUUAAGGAGCAGAAGAGGUGCCUCUAUGCAAAGGCCAGAAGUAGUGCAGUUGUUUGCACUGAUGUUCCUGUGCUGCUGAAAGCGAGAGAAUUAUUGAGAGGGUCAGGGACUUCAGAAGCAGUGGCAGCUAGCAAAUUAAUUUCCUCAACAACACAUGAACAGGUCUCACUUGAGUAUGCCAGGGGUUGGUGCUGUUCCAGAAAUACCCAUGGCAAAGUGAAACGUAUUCCAAACCAUCUGACUACUGUAGAGCAUUUGGGGAUUUUUCCAAAUCUCAUCCUGCUCAGACAGUAUUUCUGCUACCCCCUAAUGGUAUAUUAAGCUAAAUGCAUUGCCAGCCUCGCAAUAUUAUUAACUUCAGACCAGUUUGAGAGAGAUCAGAGGAACACUGGAGCCUGAGGCUUUAGGCUAGCAGCCCAAAGCCAAUGGUGGCUCACAUUUCCACAAGCCCUGGGUGGAAUUACCAAGUCACAGCACUUCAUCUGAAAUUGCACUGUAUUCUUAUGCCUCUGUGUUGCUAUAAUGUACAUAUAUAUUGGAUUUUUUUUGUAGAUAAGACAUUUUAGAUAAAAUUUUUAAAUGGGCUUCACCCAAUAUUUUAUGCCAGAUGUCUAAUUUUUUUUACACUGGGGAUUAACAUGAAGUUGGAUGCUCUGUGGGCAGGGAAAAGAUAAAUAGGUGGUAUAUUGGCUUUACGAAGGUUAUAAUGCAUGUUUAAAAAAAAAAAACACUGGAGAAAAAAACUGCUUGGGAAAAAGAAUCCAUUCAAAUAUAUUCUAUGUUCUGCAUAAU